AUGGAGGACUCCUCGCCAGCUCAAGAAAUGAACCUGUUUCGCGCCCCCGCGGCGGCUAGGGCUGCCAAAACCCUGGACAGGGCCCUCUUUGCACGCACCGUUCCUUCAGCGGCCGUUUCUGUGCGGGAGAACAAGCUGCUGUCAAAAUAUAGAAAGGAGCUGGAGCUCACAAGAGAGCUGUUCAUUCUGCAAAAUUACCAGCAGGUAGCCCCGGACCCAGACCCUGCGUUGGCUGCCAAGGGAAAUAAAUGUCUUGUUCUUAAAACUCAUAUCAAACCGCAAGAACCUUCAACCUGGAGCCCAGAGCUGCAGGCAGCUUCCAAAAUAGGCGACCUCAAGGUUGUGCCAUAUGAUAUUAACAUCGACUACAGCUUAUGGAGCUACGUUGAUGUCAUGAGAAGCAUCCUCCCUGAGGAGCUACAAGGUGAAAUUCCCUCUGGCUUUAACACAGCUGGACACGUUGCUCAUCUCAACCUUCGGGAUCAAUAUCUACCCUACAAACACAUCAUUGCCCAAGUCAUCAUAGACAAAAACCCUGGCAUCAAGACGGUCAUCAACAAGAUUGACAAUGUUGGCACCGAGAGCGAGUUCCGAACCUUUGCGUACGAGGUGCUCGCGGGCCCCGACGACCUCGAAGUCGAGGUCAGCGAGGCCGGCUGCCACUUCAAGUUUGACUACGCCAAGGUGUACUGGAACAGCAAGCUCGGCACGGAACACCAGCGUAUCACGGCGCUCUUCCAGCCCGGCGAGGUCGUCGCCGACGUUAUGGCCGGCAUCGGGCCCUUUGCCGUGCCCGCCGGUAAGAAGGGCGUCUUUGUCUGGGCCAACGACAAGAAUCCCGCGAGCUACCGGUACCUGACGGACAUAAUUCAGCGCAACAAGGUCGGCGAGUUUGUCCGGCCCUUCAACGCCGACGGCCACGGAUUCAUCCGGCAGGCGUGCGACGAAGUCCUCGCCGCCUCGCGCCGCGGCGACGCAGCCGUCCUCCCAGCCCCUAAGGUGUCGCGCUCCGCGCCGGCCGGCACCCCGCGGCCGGCGACCCCGCGCGUGCCUGUGCCGCCGACGAUAUCGCACUUUGUCAUGAAUCUGCCGGCGUCGGCGAUUGAGUUUCUGCACAACUUUCGCGGCAUCUACCAGGGCCAGGAGGCGCUGUUUGCGCCGCACACGGCGACGCGGCUGCCGCUGGUGCACACGCACUGCUUCGCCGUCAAGGCCGACGACGCCACGCCGCUCGACGAUAUUUGCGACCGCAUCGAAAAGGAAAUUGGCGUUCGUCUAGUGCCGGGCGAUGCCGAGGUCGACGGUCAGGUCUCGAUCCACGAGGUGCGCGACGUGGCACCGGCGAAGCGGAUGUUUUGCGCCAGCUUCCGCGUCCCGCCAUCGGUUGCCUUUGCCCCUCGCUCUUGA
Molecule: messenger RNA, 1407 nt
Organism: Akanthomyces muscarius
Lineage: Eukaryota; Fungi; Ascomycota; Sordariomycetes; Hypocreales; Cordycipitaceae
Exons: 5
Coding region: 1-1407 (468 amino acids)
Biological process (GO): mitochondrial tRNA methylation; tRNA N1-guanine methylation
Cellular component (GO): mitochondrial matrix; cytoplasm
Source: RefSeq, a predicted model, not a curated record